GAGAGAGUACUGUGCGGAGAGAGAGAGAGAGAGAGCACGGCGCGUAAAAAAGAGAGCACUGCGCCAAAGCGCAAAGUUGCCUGCUAGUCCACUGGAAGCAUAGCAAGCUGGAAAAGAAAAGAAAGUCUUUAGGGGUACUCUUGGUAAUCCUUGGCUGAUGAGGGUCAGUGCGUUUCUGUAAUUUAAUCCAAGCCUCUGCGCAGCUCCUCAGUGCCAGGGCGCGCGUUUGGGGUUGUUUGGCCUGCAGUAACUCCGCUCGCACCGCCACCAUGAACUUCUCCAAAGAUCAACUCUAGUCCCAGACUCCUUACCGCGCGGGAUUUCCUGAAGCAAAGCUCGGUGUGUGUGUGUGUGUGAUUGUGUGAGUGAGUGAGCAUCUCUGGUGUCGGUUGCUCUUGGUCCAGGUGGAUCGCCGUACAGAUCGGCGGCUCUUCUUCAUCGUAGCCGAGCUGUCAUGCUGCCCAAAGUCGAGUCAGACUGCCUGGGACUCGCUCGGUCGCAUGGGGAGCAGGGCCAUAUUCCUGCAAACAUGCAAGCCCCUCAGUUUAAAAUGAUGGACUACUCAUAUGACGAAGACUUGGAUGAGAUGUGUCCCGUGUGUGGAGACAAGGUGUCUGGAUAUCACUAUGGCCUGCUCACCUGUGAGAGCUGCAAGGGCUUCUUCAAGCGCACUGUGCAGAACAACAAGCGCUACACGUGUAUCGAGAACCAGAGCUGUCAGAUCGACAAGACACAGCGUAAACGCUGCCCGUACUGCCGCUUCCAGAAGUGCCUCAACGUCGGCAUGAAGCUGGAAGCUGUGAGGGCGGACCGCAUGCGCGGUGGUCGCAACAAGUUCGGCCCCAUGUACAAGCGGGACCGCGCGCUCAAGCAACAGAAGAAGGCGCUGAUCCGGGCGAGCGGCCUCAAACUGGAAGCCAUGAACCACACCAUGCAGACCGCACCCACUGACCUCACCAUCUCCUCCGCCAUCCAGACCAUCCACUCAGCUUCCAAAGGGCUGUCGCUGAGCCACCACCACCACCACCACCAUCACCACCAUCAUCACCAGCACCAUCAACAUCACCAGCAUCCCCAGUCCGGCUCCGACUACGACCGCAGCCCGUUCGUCCCGUCGCCGGUCAGCAUGGCCAUGCCGCCGCAGGGCUACCAGGCCUACGGGCACUUCCAGAGCCGGGCCAUCAAGUGCGAGUACCCCGAGCCGUACGGCAGCUCGCCCGAAUCGUUGAUGGGCUACGCGUACGCCGAGGCACCGGGCUUUCCGCGCCUGGUAGCCGAGCUGCUCAAGUGUGAACCGGACGAGCCGCAAGUGCAGGCCAAGAUCCUGGCCUACCUGCAGCAGGAACAGGCCGGACGGAGCAAGCACGACAAGCUCAACACGUUCGGUCUCAUGUGCAAGAUGGCCGACCAGACGCUCUUCUCUAUCGUCGAAUGGGCGCGCAGCAGCAUCUUCUUCCGUGAGCUAAAGGUUGAUGACCAAAUGAAACUCCUCCAAAACUGCUGGAGCGAACUUCUCAUCCUUGACCACAUUUUCCGGCAGGUGAUGCACACCAAGGAGGGCUCCAUCCUGCUGGUAACAGGGCAACAGGUGGAUUACGCGCUGAUCGCGUCCCAAGCCGGGGCCACACUCAACAACCUCCUGAGCCGGGCGCAGGAGCUGGUGAGCAAGCUGCGCUCCCUUCAGCUGGAUCAGAGGGAGUUCGUCUGCCUCAAAUUCCUGGUGCUGUUCAGCUUAGAUGUGAAGAACCUGGAGAACUUCCACCUAGUGGAGAGCGUUCAGGAGCAGGUGAACGCAGCACUGCUCGAUUACGUCAUGUGCAACUACCCGCAGCAGACAGACAAAUUCGGCCAGCUCUUGCUACGGCUGCCUGAGAUCCGCGCCAUCAGCCUGCAGGCUGAGGAAUACCUUUACUACAAGCACCUGAACGGCGACGUGCCCUGCAACAACCUGCUCAUCGAGAUGCUGCACGCCAAACGCGCCUGAACCUCGAAGCAUUUUUCCGAAAUCAACCGACGCGCACACACACACUGCUCCCAGACAACACUCUUCCAGUCGAGCAUCAGCAGCCACAGCAUCAAAACAUGCACUCAGAAGCAGUGCCGUGCUUACGCUGGGAUUCCAUGGUUCGGGCCAAAACUGAGAAGGAAACGGGGAGCCGAUAGACUGAUAACGGGGAAUCCGUUCCCCCAUCCCCCACCGAAUUCAAAUGACAAAUGAAGAAAUUUACCAGAACAGUGAUGUUAUGACCUCUGAUCUCUUGGUACAGCUCUGAUAAACUUUCUGUGAGCAGCUAAAACUUUAUAUUUCAAGCGUAAUCAUUUCCCCUCUCAUGAGGGUUCGAGACGGCACGUCUUGUAUCUUGUCCAAGACCUGGAGCUGUCAAGAUGGCCUUCGAGCUUGAGCAGUAGAAUGAAGUCACCUGGUGCAUACUUAAAUACGUCUCGGUUCAAACAGCAGGACUCGCGUUCUCUUACUCGAGAGGUUAAAACGUGCAUUCAUGGAACAUUUUUUCUUAUAAUUUUUUUUUUUUUACCUCUGAACCCGUACAAGUUCUUUCAUUUUUAUUAAGUUAUUAAACAGUCAUGUUUGUCCGUAUGGUUUCACUGACGCGGUGUAGAGGAGGAAAAAAAAAGGAGCACUAUAAAACUCUGAGACACUAUAAGAUCCGUUUCGUUUCAUCACAGCGCGACGAAAGACGCCGUUGCAGAGCCGAGAUGAAGAAAUACUGCCUCGGUCCAAACCAGACCAAAGCCUGCUGCAGAACAAACUCAAGAAACAACAAACAACCUUUUAUUGUCAGUAUUAUGUGAGUCUUGCCUUAUUUUAUUACCAUGCUAGCUAACUGUGCUGAUGUGAACUAUAACAUGUAAAAAAUGUAAUAUAUAUACACACACACGUAUAUAUAUAUAUUAUAUAUUAUAUAUAAGUAUUAAUGUAAUACAACUAAGCAGAGGUGUUUACAUUGAUGUGGUCACGUGGGAGAGAACUGUGAUGUAAAGUAAAGUGGAGGUGAGCUGAAUUGCAAAGCAAUGAAUUCUUAUAUAAAAAAAAGAAAGAAAGAAAAAACAAGAAAUCUGUUCCUCUGGUUUGUUUUCUUCAGUGUGUACAGUUUUCAUCUUUGUCCAGUACUUAACAAUGUCGUGAGACACUAAAAUCAGAAAGGAAAUCACACUUUAUAUUUGUGCUUCAGGAUAUUCAGUCAUUCGAUCAACUGUACCAGUUUUUUUUUUUUUUUUUUUUUUUAAUUCCUGUCUCCAUUAUUUCGCAUUUUUAUGUUCUCCUUUUUAAAUGUAUGUCACUGCUUAAACAUAAUUUAUUGUGUAAUGCUUUUAUUCUUGUGUGUGUGUAUAUAUGUAUGGAUGGAUGAAUGAAUGGAUGGAUAUGUGUGUGUGUGUGUGUGGGUGUGUGUAAGCACAAAAGCAGUCAAUAAUGAUGUACAAUAAAGCAUGGUUUUUUCAACAAAAAAAAAAAAAAAAAAGAAAAAACUGUCUACCGAAGACCGGAAAAGUGAUCCCGAGACGAAAUGAAUCAUCUGUGCGUCACUGAUGAGGGGUUCGUUCAAGUGAAGUCAUGUGACCGUGCUUUCAUCUCAUUCUAUACCAAAGACAGGAUCUAAUCUUGAUUAAAGAACAACAGCUUAUCAUCAUCAUCAUCAUCAUCAGCGUCUACUGAUCAAAGCGGCGGCGUGGACAGUUAGUCAGAGGGCUCGGGAUGUCUUACGCAAAUAUCGGGUCGUGGUGAGCGUUGGGACAUUAUUGAAUGUUUGUCUCAAUUAUUAAUGAAAGUAAUUAUGUUGGUCUCACGAUAUUUAUUGAAUUUUGACAUGAAAAAGGAAA
This is a messenger RNA of Clarias gariepinus (North African catfish), 3837 nucleotides long. It is a transcript of the gene nr5a2, whose product is annotated as nuclear receptor subfamily 5, group A, member 2. Gene Ontology annotation, biological process: tissue development; regulation of transcription by RNA polymerase II; hormone-mediated signaling pathway. Gene Ontology annotation, cellular component: RNA polymerase II transcription regulator complex. The record is from RefSeq and is a predicted model, not a curated record. The transcript has 7 exons. Lineage: Eukaryota; Metazoa; Chordata; Actinopteri; Siluriformes; Clariidae. Gene Ontology annotation, molecular function: nuclear receptor activity; zinc ion binding; RNA polymerase II cis-regulatory region sequence-specific DNA binding. The coding region runs from base 455 to 1984 and encodes 509 amino acids.